AUGUCACGUACAAACAAUGGCCUGCCACGGCCUGUGGGUCAUUCUCUGGCUGACGCUCUACAUAUGAAAUUGAGCAAUCUCUCCAGGCUAGAUGUUGGCCUGCAGCACAAACACAGAAGGGAUCCUUCAGAUCCAAGCCCAUUGACCGCAGGAACCGAUCAGUCAGAUCUCUCGAAGGGAUCAAGAACAUCCAUGGAGUCAUACAGAACAGAGGCCACUGAUGCUGUACUCACCCCAACUCCUUUCCGAUCGAGAGCGAGCACAACCACCGAGCUGUGGCAGCCCGACGAUCAGCAGAUGGUAGCACCAAAUUUCGUGCCUUGCAAGCCGCCAAUACGAGUUAUACUAGGAACAGCAUCCGUCGGCUCCAAGAAAUCUCCUCUCGCAAAGAUAACCACCAUAGAAUCGCUUAGCAAAUUCCUGUCUACCUUCCGCAAAAGAGGCUACAACGAUAUUGACACCGCGAGAGCUUAUCCAGUUGGUCGAGGUGGUACCUGCGAGCAGUUACUAGGCGAGAAGGAGCUCAAGUUGCAGACAUGGGCCAACACAUCCAGCAAAGUCUCGAGCUUCAUGCCUGGUAGUCACCGACCGAAGAACAUCAACGAAAGCAUAAAGAAAUCCCUUGAGGCACUAGGUGCUGAGGAGGACGGCAUCGAUAUCAUGUAUUUACAUGCACCAGAUCGAGCAACCCCAUUCUCAGAAACAUGUGAAGCGAUGCACGAAGCAUGGCUAGAAGGAAAAUUCGCUCGUUUCGGUCUGUCCAACUAUACUGUCGAACAGGUCGAGGAAAUAGGCCAAUACAAUCCAAUCUGUCGUGGUGCUGAGGAAAAGUUGUUUGAGGUUCUUCGAAAGCAUAACAUCGCCUUCUAUGCUUACAGUCCUUCAGCAUGCGGCUUCUUCUCCAACAAAGUCACUCGUGCCUCAGCCAAAGACUCAGACAGUAGGUGGAACAUCGCAUCACCACUGGGUGCCAAGUAUGCUGGCGACUACUUCCACGACCCCCUCUUUGCUGCGGCUGAGACCGUUCGUAUGCAAGCUAAGCAGUACGGCAUUUCAGGUCAUGCUGCAGCGCUUCGAUGGACAACAUGGCACUCGAAGCUCGAUGCUGCUUGUGGUGAUGCUGUCAUCAUUGGUGCAUCCAGACUCGAACAACUCGAAGAGAAUUUGAACAUCCUUGAACAAGGUCCUCUGCCGGAAGGUCUUGUCCAAGUCAUGAACAAGAUGUGGGAAGAGGUCAAAAUGAUGGAGAAGGGCCCUCGAUUUUCAUUUGUCUAA
Messenger RNA from Lithohypha guttulata, 1275 nucleotides. RefSeq lists its product as uncharacterized. Lineage: Eukaryota; Fungi; Ascomycota; Eurotiomycetes; Chaetothyriales; Trichomeriaceae. The record is from RefSeq and is a predicted model, not a curated record. The transcript is spliced from 2 exons. Bases 1 to 1275 code for a protein of 424 amino acids.